GUCAGCCUUGCCUACCCAUCUCCUUAUGAGCACCCAAGGGGGUGUGAUAGAGUAUUACAACCCUCCCCACGGCAGCCUGUUGGGUAACAAUGCACCUCCUUUAAUUAUGCCUGGGCUUUUCCCCCUACCCACUCGGCUGCUGCCUCCUCUGCUCUGUCACUGCUAGAGGAAUGCUGCUGAUUCCAGGGAUCCCUAAUGGGUCUUAGUGCUCCCCAGGAGGAGGGGUUAAGGUGCUGCUGGAUUUAAUACAAGCUGGUACUUUGCAUAUCAGCCUCAGGAGGAGAAUAGGAGAGUCCUGUAGAUGGGAUUUCAUGUUGAAGUUAAAUCUGUGCGGUGUGACUGGGACCUCCUCUAAUUCCACAUUAUCAGCCUCUCUAGCACACCAAGUUGUGAGUGACUGGGGCUAUGCUAUGCUUGUGAGGCCAAAGCCUUGCUCAGGACUAUGGACCCCCGGUGACCUGUGCUGAAUGCUGGAUUCUGACCCCGGACAUGUUGCUCCGUGCAUGGGACAGAUAGGAGCUGGAUGCACCAUGCCUGGAUUGGAGCAGUGUCUCAGUCCACCACCAUGUUUGGUGUGUAACUGGAGAUUUGUGGGGAGCCAACCGUGACCUGUUUAUGGGCUUUGGCAGGGGGGGAGCUGUGGGACUAAGUGUUUGUCCCUGCUUGGGCUGCUGUAUGGGAUCUCCAACCUGUUGGGGCUGAAGUGCCUGCACCCUUCCCCUCUGUGGCAGACAAGCUAAUAGCCGUGGGACAUUGUUUUGAUUGGACACAUGACAGCUCCACAGCUGUGGGAAACUCCAGUACUGGGGAAAUGGCAAUCAGCCGGGAUUGUUAAAGGUGUAGCUUGCUUCUCCUGGGAGCAAUCACUUGUCUCCUUUUUUUUUGUACUGUGAAAAAACUGCUUGAUAAAUUGCUUGUCACUGAUUUCCCUCUUUGCUGCCCCGGAGGGGUGCACCUAAAGUCACCAUCGGAUCCCCUGGACUUUAGGUAGGGGGGUUGGGAGGUGCCAGUGGGAGACAUGGCUGCGGCAAUUGCAAGCUCACUGAUCCGACAGAAGAGACAGGCGAGGGAGUCUAACAGUGAAAGGGUCUGUACGUCCAAGCGACGGACCAGCCCGAGCAAGGACGGGCGCUCCCUGUGUGAGAGGCAUGUGCUGGGGGUCUUCAGUAAAGUGAGGUUCUGCAGCGGCAGGAAGAGGCCGGUGAGGAAAAAAACAGAACCCCAGCUGAAAGGAAUUGUGACAAGGUUAUUCAGCCAGCAGGGAUACUUCCUGCAGAUGCACCCAGAUGGCACUAUCGAUGGAACAAAGGAUGAAAACAGCGACUACACUCUUUUUAAUCUAAUCCCCGUGGGUCUUCGUGUGGUUGCAAUGCAAGGAGUAAAGGCUGGACUCUAUGCGGCGAUGAAUGGCGAAGGCUUUCUCUUCAGCUCAGAUACUUUUACCCCUGAGUGCAAAUUUAAGGAGUCCGUGUUUGAAAAUUACUAUGUCAUCUAUUCUUCCACACUGUAUCGGCAGCAGGAAUCUGGCCGCCAAUGGUUCCUUGGGCUCAGUAAAGAAGGUCAGAUUAUGAAAGGAAAUCGUGUGAAAAAGACCAAACCAGCAUCACAUUUUGUACCAAAACCUAUAGAAGUAUGCAUGUACAGAGAGCCAUCAUUGCAUGAAAUUGGAGAGAAGCAAGGACGUUCAAGAAAAAGUUCAGGGACACCAACCAUGAAUGGUGGCAAAGUUGUUAACCAAGAAUCAACAUAGCCAAUAUCUAGCCUUGGCCAGACAGUGAAGACACCGGAAAAUCAGAAAUUACAUGUAUAAACUGACAAGACAGGUUCUGUUGACCACAUUUUUUGAACUCCAAUCUUUUCUUCUUUGGAUAGGACAAAGGAAUGAAAAUGAUAUUGCCUGUGCAAAUUUUAAACCAAACAGAUAAAAAGAAAAUUUAUUGAAUCCGGACACCAUUUACAUUUUAUGUAAAUUUUGCUUUGUGAUCGCAUAAGUUCCCAUCUCUGCAUAAAAAAAAAAACAAUAAAGAUGUUACCUUUAAAAGAAAAAUAAAUGUGCUGGCGAUAUAAAUCUUUAGAAACAGCCAGCUUGAGAAAUCGACUAGUGGGACAUUUUCUUUUGUUAAAUACCUGUGUCAAUGAAGCAUUUAUUUUCCUUUCCCCCUAAGAAAAAGUGAUUUGUAGGAUAUUCAUGUUAGAAUGAUGUAUGUUUUAUUCGUUGAAUACAUUUAUGGAUUUCAGAGUGUAAGUUUAGCCAUCUAAAUAAGCACAAGGAUCAAGCCACCAUAUACACUAAGCUAAGGAAAUACAAGUGUAAGUUAUGCACCAGCUGUAGUUUACUUUGGAAAGCAGCUCCCACAUCGAACUAACUUUCAGAAGGAAGAAUGCAAGCAAACACAUUGGACAUGUUUAGAAAAUUCUGAUUGGUGAACCUUGUUACACCUUGUGUACCUCACGAGGGUGUGUCCUUAGUGCAAAGAAGUAACUAUCUGGCUUUGAUGACUAUUAACUGCAGAUGAAAGGCCCUUAAAUCAGCUAUAGAAUUAUAUUAAAUAUACCGUAUGUGCAUACACAUUCAGGUUAACUUGUAGCUUAUUCAGCUUAUUCAGCUGAAUAGUGAACCUGGUCAUGGAUGUGGCUGCGGAUGUUGAACCAGAGCAAGAUACGAGGCAAGCACUCCACAAAGUAUAAAAUUGUACAGAAAGUGCAUUAUACAGUAUGUACAACAUUUUCAGGGGUGCUGCUGUCUACUUUCCCUGGGUAAAGUCUACAAGCAGAAUUAUAACAAUAUUCCUAAAAAUAAGGAAGAGAGGCCACAUCCCCAUGAAAAGUUGUGGAAAGUGGAACAAUGUCUGAGAUUAUUUUUUUGAAUUACUUAUAGUUAUAGUAGAUAUACCAUGACCUGGAUGCAUGAAAAUCUUCAUAGUCAUUUUACUUUGUUCUCAUGCUAGCCUUGUUUCUUGCCCUUGAGUUUGCAAAGUGGCCAGACUGUAGAAGUUUGGAGCUCUGAAGUUUCAAAUGAAUCCCUUUGGCAAGUGAUGGGAAAGGACUUUAUUUGUAUUGAACCCGAGGCACUUGAUAAGCUACAACUUCCAGGAUGUGCAGGCUUGACUUCAUAAUAGACAUACACAUCUAUUAAUGGAGGGUCCUUGCUUAUGCACAUAAGAAUUAUUCCUUUAAUGUGUGUUUUUAUUACAUUCAGCUGUAUGGCCUGACAUUUUCUGUAGCAGAGGCUUGUUCCUCAGUGUGCACUAGGAAGCCACUCUGUUUUCCACUGUGUAUCUAUUUGCUUUACAAUUACAGCAGAAUACUUGCUCUUCCUCUGACUUUCAUCAUUUUUUAAUGGCACAGCGAAUAAAGCAGACAAAGGGGAUAUUACUCUAUAUAUACACACAGUGAACACCUACAUAGAAUGGGAGAUGUUCCAUUUCUGGCAUUUCUUCUUCUUAUUCACACUGCAUUACUGGGAAGUAAAUACACAUUUAUUCUAUUUUUUACUUUAACUACUUUGUAUCAUUAGACAAUUUUAUUCUUAUGCACUGGUGACUCAAUGAGAUUUAAAUAAAGUAUACGGAUAACCAAUGGGCUUUAUAUUCUGUUGCCUCCUAUACAACCUGAUACUGAUAGGCAUCGGUUGUACAACGGACUAAUUUAGUGGUCUGUAACAAUGUAGGGCAGAUGUUGAAAUAUGUUUUUCAUAAUUAUUUUUGCAGUGUACUAUAGUUGAAAUGAUUGCCUGGGUGAUCACCAGUAACAUUCAUGCACUCUAUGCAUCUAUCUUCGUGCAGUUUCUAAAGAAAAUCAGCGUUGCGAGUCUUUAGAAGAGCUGCAAUAAGAUAAGUUAAAAAGGACUGAGCUACUGUGUAUGUGUGUGUGUGAUACAGUAGCUUAAUGAGGAGAACGUCUGUUCUUGUUUUCAUUUCCACUAACAAUAAAAAGCCAUUAUAAAUUAUCCCAAAAUUUAAAAUAGGUAGGUUGUCUUGACACCUUUUAUUUCAAGGUAUUUAGUAAGUCAUCUCACAAAAGUGCAGUUCCACAAUAAUUCAAUGUGCCUUUCUACUUAAUAUAAUGGAGGAAAUUGAAUUUACUAGUGGUUGUAUAUACCUGGUCCACA
Messenger RNA from Xenopus laevis (African clawed frog), 4111 nucleotides. RefSeq names its product fibroblast growth factor 12 L homeolog (gene fgf12.L). Gene Ontology annotation, molecular function: growth factor activity. The transcript has 5 exons. The record is from RefSeq and is a predicted model, not a curated record. Gene Ontology annotation, biological process: signal transduction. NCBI's taxonomy places the organism in Eukaryota, Metazoa, Chordata, Amphibia, Anura, Pipidae. Bases 1019 to 1750 code for a protein of 243 amino acids.